AUGUCAGGGAACGGACGGCUGAUCCUUACCUUGCUCUUCGCUCUGUGCGUGCUGGACCCAGCAUGCGAGGCGUUCACCAACCUCUCGAAGUCCUCUCUGCCUGUGGCUGCUCCAUGGGCUGAAAACAUCGCCAGCUCCAUUGCGCAGGUUGUUGGAGCAGGAGCCUGGCUGGCGAUCUGGAGCAACCUGGCCAAGUAUGGGAUGAUCGACCCUAAAGUGUCGCGCAAGAUUGUUCAUUGCGGGAGUGGACCUCUCUUCCUCCUGACCUGGCCUCUUUUCUCCUCUUCGCACACAGCUCCUCUACUCGCCUCCAUCGGUCUUUCCGUCCAGUCCGCAGCCGACUCUGACGAGCUCCCUGCAGUCCCGACCAUCAACGCUCUGCGCCUUGCCGGAGAGGAGGAGGGUCGAGGGGAGAGUGACGGGAGGAGACGAAGAGACUCUGGGUUGGUCACAGCAAUCUCUCGGUCAGGGAGGUCAGAAGAGGUCAUGCAGGGACCGCUGAUCUACACUCUUGUCCUUCUGUGGGGAGUUGUCGGCGGUUGGCAGCAAGCUAUGAGCAUCACGGCUAUCACGCAGAUGGCUGCUGGGGAUGGACUGGCGGACAUUGUUGGGAGGAGGUGGGGAGUAGUCAAGUGGCCCUGGAGUGACAGCAAGAGUAUCGCCGGGUCGCUCGGAUUCGUCGUCGGGGCAUCCGUUGUCAUGAUGGCUGAACUUUUGUGGUUCAAUGCCUUUGGCCUUCUCUCUUUCAAAGGGACGGAAGUUUAUGAUAAGGUCAUCCUCAUCUCCCUUCUCUGCGCUGCAGUCGAGCUCAUCCCCCUAGACAAGGUCCUCCCUGGUCGUCUCGGGGACGACAACGUGACGGUGCCAGCGGUGGCGGCUGUGCUGGCGCUGCUGCUGCUGCGAUGA
Messenger RNA from Guillardia theta CCMP2712, 906 nucleotides. RefSeq lists its product as hypothetical. The record is from RefSeq and is a predicted model, not a curated record. The transcript has 12 exons. Lineage: Eukaryota; Cryptophyceae; Pyrenomonadales; Geminigeraceae. The coding region runs from base 1 to 906 and encodes 301 amino acids. Gene Ontology annotation, molecular function: ATP-dependent diacylglycerol kinase activity.